AGAAGAAGUAGAAGAAGAAGAACCGGACCACACGUGUUCCAAGAUGUCGUACUUUACUGUUUUGGUCGUGUAGUCAUUUUGGGGGAAGAGUAUUAAAGUAUUAAAUAGUUUCGAAUUGAUAUCUUCCCCUCAGGAAGUAUAUAUCACAGAUAUAUCACAAUGGCGCAGAGGAAGAAGAGACUAUGGAAGAAGAAGAAGCACCCAGGAAACAGAGAGCCAGACGUGGACUCAGAUGGAGGAGAUUUCGAGCUAGCCUCUGAAAUUAAAGACGAUGUUGUAUUUGGUAAAAAGCUGCCUCGCUUCCCUACGUCUUCUGAUUGCCUGUCGGAUGUAGAACCGGACACCAGAGAGAUGGUUCGUGCUCAGAACAAGAAAAAGAAAAAGUCCGGAGGCUUUCAAUCUAUGGGUCUCAGCUAUCCUGUCUAUAAAGGGGUCAUGAAGAAGGGCUACAAUGUUCCGACUCCUAUCCAAAGAAAAACUAUCCCCGUCAUCCUGGAUGGGAAAGACGUCGUUGCCAUGGCGAGGACGGGGAGCGGGAAGACGGCUGCGUUCUUGGUGCCCAUGUUCGAGAGGUUGAAGGGACCUCAAGCUCAGACGGGCGCCAGAGCUCUGAUCCUCACACCCACGAGAGAGCUGGCACUACAGACCAUGAAGUUCACUAAAGAGCUCGGCAGGUUUACCGGUCUAAAAACUGCACUAAUCCUUGGUGGUGACAGCAUGGACGACCAGUUUGCUGCUCUACAUGAAAAUCCAGACAUCAUCAUUGGUACUCCUGGUCGUCUGAUGCACGUCAUCAUGGAAAUGAACCUCAAACUGCAGAAUGUGGAGUAUGUGGUGUUUGACGAGGCAGAUCGACUAUUUGAAAUGGGUUUUACCGAGCAACUCCAGGAGAUCAUCAGACGGCUCCCGGAAACCCGGCAGACCCUGCUGUUCUCCGCCACGCUGCCCAAGCUGCUUGUGGAAUUUGCGAGGGCUGGAUUGACAGAGCCAGUCUUGAUCCGGUUGGAUGUGGACAGUAAGCUCAGCGAUCAGUUAAAGCUGUCAUUCUUUCACCUGCGUCUGGAUGACAAGCCUGCACUGCUGCUGUAUCUUCUGCGUAAUGUCGUGAAGCCUCAGGAGCAGACGGUCGUAUUUGUGGCGACCAAACACCACGUGGAAUACCUCAACCAGCUGCUGACUUCGCAAGGAAUCGAGUGUGCGUACAUAUACAGCGCUUUGGACCAGACGGCCAGAAAGAUCAACAUCGGUCGGUUUGUCCACCGGAAAGCGAUGGUGCUGCUGGUGACGGACGUGGCGGCUCGCGGUAUCGACAUCCCGCUCCUGGACAAUGUCAUCAAUUAUAACUUCCCCUCCAAGGCCAAGCUCUUUCUGCAUAGAGUUGGUCGUGUAGCUCGUGCUGGCAGAAGCGGUAAAGCCUUCAGUCUGGUGUGCCCGGACGAAGUGCCCUUUGUUUUUGACCUUCACCUCUUUCUUGGACGGCCUUUGCACCUUGCAGCAAUUGAACACUCACAGGAUGCUGAGGGAGUACUGGGUCGUGUCCCACAGAGCAUCUUGGAUGACGAGGACUCGCACGUCCUAACGGCUCACGAAAACUCCCUAGACCUCCAGAACCUCAAACGUAUCUCGGAGAACGCUUACAAGCAGUACUUGAAGUCCCGACCCAACCCUUCACCAGAAUCUAUCAAGCGGGUGAAGAACACCGAUCUGUCCUCCAUAGCUGUGCACCCAUUGCUCGGGUCAGGACUUGAGAAGAUGGAGUUGGAGAGACUGCAGAUGGUCGACUCCAUCAAGGCUUACAAGUCAAAAUCUACUAUAUUUGAGAUCAACUCCAACAACAAAACCAGUGCCAGCGAGGUCAUGAGGACGAAGCGUUCUCGAGACAGCCGUCUGGUGGACAGGUUCCAGAAGACGAGAGAAGAUAUGAAGGCAGAGAGUCAGCAGAACCGCCCAGUUAUUCAGAGCUCAGCUAUGACACAACAGUACCAGGGGGAGGAAGAGGAUGGUGAUGAUGAUGAAGACCUUCAGGGCGUGUUUUCAAAAGUGGUUGGAGGAAAGAAACGGAAACAGGACGAGGACGUGGACAGACCUAAGAGCAAAAAGAGCAGGCAGUCGGGUCGAGACGAGGAGUUUUACAUCCCCUACAGACCCAAAGACUUUGAAUCAGAAAGAGGACUCAGUCUUGCAGCAGAAGGCAACACGUUUGAACAGCAGGCCUCCUCAGCUGUUCUGGAUCUGAUGGGUGAUGAGAACAACACGCUGGACCAGCACACGAAAAUGAUGAGAUGGGAUCGCAAGAGAAAACGCUUCGUCCGUGAUACGGGAAAAGAAGACAAAAAGAACAAAAUAAAAACAGAGAGUGGCCAAGUGGUCAGUGCCAAGAAGUCGAAGAAGAACUUUUAUGAGGAAUGGAAGAAGAAAUACAAGGUGGACGAUGCGGAUGAUUCAGACGGAGAGAACGGAGGAGGACGGGGACUGAAAUUCGGAGGUCGAAGAGGUCGACACGGAGCGGCCUCUCAGCCCAAGAACAAGGACGGGUCACGGGUUCGUUCGGAGCUGAAGAGCAGCGCACAGAUCCUGAAACAGCGCAAACAACGCUCCAAGCAGCAGUUCCUGCAAAGCGGCGCCUUGAAGAAGCAGCGCGGCCGAAACAAGAACCGAUUAAACGACAUCAUGAAGUCCGGCUUCGGUCGCGCCCGCUUCAAAAAAGGCAAGAUGAAGAAGAGACUGUAAGAUCUUGUGCGGUUCCAAACUCAACAUACCCAGAAAACACAAGCUUUCAGCCUGCCCCCAGAUUUAACACAAGGACUGGUUUCAAAAAAAAAAAUUGGUGACUUAUUUUAGGUCAAGUUGGCUUCGGUGACCUGAAACUCCUUUAGAAUUUUUUGGCAUUUUUAUAAUUUGAGCAAAUGGUAAAAGGAUAGC
Molecule: messenger RNA, 2922 nt
Organism: Hemibagrus wyckioides
Lineage: Eukaryota; Metazoa; Chordata; Actinopteri; Siluriformes; Bagridae
Gene: ddx54
Product: DEAD (Asp-Glu-Ala-Asp) box polypeptide 54
Exons: 20
Coding region: 160-2730 (856 amino acids)
Cellular component (GO): nucleus
Molecular function (GO): RNA helicase activity; RNA binding; ATP binding
Source: RefSeq, a predicted model, not a curated record